AUGGAGGAUUUGGAGAGCAUUUGGAAGAGGCUGAGUUUGAAUGAAGAGGAAAAUGAGGCCAUCAGCGUGCGGAUUGGAGGCUCGAUGAAACUGAAGAAGAGAGGAGAGUGCAGCUUGAUAGGGAAGGUGUGCUCAAAUCGCACUAAGGGGAAGGAUGUGGUGAGUGCUACGAUGUCCAAAAUUUGGAAGGUAAGUAGACCUCCUGUGUUUACUGAGAUUCGUACAAAUGUUUUCAUAGUUACAUUUGCAACCGAGGGUGAUAAGAGACGUGUGUUGGAAGGUCGCCCUUGGUUAUUUGAUAAUCUGAUGUUUGCAUUGAAGCCGUUUGAUGGAAUGACUCAGCCAUCUAAGAUUAACUUUGAUCUGGUAUCUCUUUGGGUGCACAUGCACAAUCUGCCUCUGUCAUAUAUGGAGUAUAGUGUUGGGAAAGAAAUUGGAGAAUCCAUAGGGAAAGUGGAAGAGGUGGAUGCACCAAAGGAUGAUGUAGGGUGGGGGAGUUAUCUGAGAGUAAAGGUGGAGAUGGAUAUGAGAAAGGCAGUGGCGAGAGGGAGAACUAUAGAGGUGGAAGGGAAGAAGCUAUGGGUUCCUUUCACCUAUGAAAAACUUCCUAAGCUGUGUUUCAAGUGUGGUUGUAUUAUCCAUGGGGAAGAGGGAUGUACAGGGGGUAUACUGUCACAGGCUAUAGAGGGGGAGAGGAAAACUCAAUUUGGCCCUUGGCUUAGAGCUAGUGGAGGCCCUCGGGGGAAUUUUAAGGGGUGGAAGGGGAAUACAGAAAAUGAAGGAGGUAGAGAGGAAAAAAAGGAGAAAGAAGUGGAGAAGGAGAGGAGUGGGGAAGAGGGAGUGGAGGUGAAAAAAGAUUCUGUACUCAGAGAGGAGAGUGGGAAGAUUAUAAUGAAUGAAGUUGGAGUAAUUGUGGAGGGGAAUGAAGGGAAGGAUGAAAGGAAUCGAGAGGAAAUGAAUGCUUUGGGUGGUGCACAAAUGAUUAGUGAGGAUGAGGGAAGAGUAAAUAUUCUGGAAAGGGAGAGGAGGUGGAAAAGAAGGGCAAAGGGUAAACAGAAAGAGGAAGGGAUUGAGGGGGACCAAAGUGUCAAGAAAAAAAGAGAAGGGGGGGAGGUACAGGAACCAGAAGCAAAAAGAGUAAAGAAGGGAGAGGAGCUAGUGGAGACUGACACUCAUAAUGUUGAGGUGGUGGCUGUGAAGCAGCCCCACCUAUUACAAUGA
Molecule: messenger RNA, 1221 nt
Organism: Carya illinoinensis
Lineage: Eukaryota; Viridiplantae; Streptophyta; Magnoliopsida; Fagales; Juglandaceae
Exons: 1
Coding region: 1-1221 (406 amino acids)
Source: RefSeq, a predicted model, not a curated record